Messenger RNA from Eutrema salsugineum, 1200 nucleotides. RefSeq names its product nudix hydrolase 12, mitochondrial. Gene Ontology annotation, molecular function: pyrophosphatase activity. Lineage: Eukaryota; Viridiplantae; Streptophyta; Magnoliopsida; Brassicales; Brassicaceae. The transcript is spliced from 6 exons. Gene Ontology annotation, cellular component: nucleus; cytoplasm. The record is from RefSeq and is a predicted model, not a curated record. Bases 370 to 1038 code for a protein of 222 amino acids.
UUAACAAAAUUAACUUCUUCUUCUUUUUCAGAAAUUUAUAAAUUGAUUAUAUAGAGACAGUUGAUGGUUACAAAGCAAUGAAUGCUCGUUGGUCUACUCCUCAUUCUUCUCCGCAAAAAUAGGAAUAAAUUAAAAGGAAAAACAAAAACAUUUUUUUUUCCCAUUCUUCUGUGAUUUUGAGAUUGUCUCUCGUGAAUUCUUUAAUUCUGGAAAACAGAAACGAAAUUAUUUUCAAAGAUGAAGAUGAUUCGCCAUGAUCAUGUUUCUUACUAAACCAGAAGAGGGCAUUUCAAGAACGUAGCAGACGCAAUCUCUCGAUUCUCUGUUUCUUUGUUUUUGUGUCGAAAUAUUUUUCUCGCAGAUUCAUCAAUGUCGGUUCUUUCAUCUCGGACAGGACGAGAUCGUCAACGUUACGACAACAACUUCCGUCUCGUUUCUGGAUGCAUUCCGUAUAGACUGAUUAAAGAUGUGGAAACUGAAGAAGACACAAGUGCUGACUUUGUAAACAAGCUUGAAGUUCUUAUGGUUUCAUCUCCUAAUCGACAUGAUCUUGUCUUCCCUAAGGGAGGAUGGGAAGAUGAUGAGACUGUUCUUGAAGCUGCUUCUCGUGAGGCCAUGGAAGAAGCAGGAGUUAAAGGAAUACUUAGAGAAGUUUCAUUAGGAGUUUGGGAAUUUAGAAGCAAAAGUAGCAGCUUGGAGGAUGAAUGUUUUGGUGGAUGCAAAGGAUAUAUGUUUGCAUUAGAGGUAACCGAAGAGCUCGAGGAUUGGCCAGAACGAGAGAAUCGCGAGAGGAAAUGGUUGAAUGUUAAAGAAGCAUUGGAGCUGUGUCGGUAUGAGUGGAUGCAGAGAGCACUUGAAGAGUUUUUGAGAGUAAUGGAAGAAGAAGGAAAAUUGAGAACAGAGGAAGGGACAGUGCAGGAUUCUCCAAAGCUAGAGGAGUGUCAAAUAGAUCCUUGGUAUGCAAUUUGGACACCAAAUGCAAGAAGACAAAAAGACACAAAAGAGAAAUCAACUAAUCACACACACUUCAAUGCUUGAGGAUUGACUAUAAAAUCAACUGAAUUACCCUUAAAAUCCAAAUCCCUAAGCAUAUGUCACAUGUUCUCCCAUUGAAAGUUUAGUUAGGCUUCUUGACAUUUGAACAGCUUUUGUCUUAAUCUAAAAUGACAAUGAAUGUCCUUGUCACCACUUGGCUUGGCU